CUCGGACUCCAGGAUCUGACGUGCUGCUCCACGUCGAUCGCCCUGUUUGACGUCUUCGCAGAAAACAGACGAUUUCUCUUCUUGCACACGCGCGCGCUGGCACGCUGCCCGGGUAAAAGUCGCCGACGCUGCACGCUCACACGCACUUGGCCAAGGUUGUGCCGGACAUUGCCAGCAGAAAAGACGCUGGGAUCGUGCCGGGAUUGUCAUCUCAGCCACUGCGUCGCAGAACAGGACGUGCGCAUAUCAAACAAGCCAACUUUUCCACAGAGCCCGGACAGGCCUGCGCUGCCCGCUGCCUACGAGACGUCGACAUUACCUGCCUGCGAACCUCCGCGUUGGACGACGUUUUGAAACUGCCACAAUUUUGCGUUACCACGUCGGCGGCACCGAUCGUUUGAGACCGAUCGCAUUCUUUGCUAUUGCGCUUCCUACCGCUCCUCCACAUACGGCCUGCUCUACUACGAUCCCGCCCAACACCGCACAGAGAACGACAAACCGCAGCGAGUAUAUCGACCCCGACGAGUCGGCCCUGGACGAGUGUGCAUCAAGUCCGUGGACCCUAGAAAGGAGAGAGACGGUCUCCACGUCCCUUAUCCCAACCCCAACAAAGAAACCACUCCGCUCAAGCGGGAGUCAUUCAACCUCAAACUGGCGUCAACACGAGAAAACGCCAGACGGUUCCUCAAGUCCGUCAUAUCCAGUACACCGGCGAGCGAGGCACCGGCCGACCAGCAGAAGAAGGACAACGCUUGGAAGCGGCGGUCGUGGUCACCAAUCCAAAGAUCGAACAGCAAUCGCGGGAGCGAGGCUGGUUCGUCAGUCGCUGGUUCGAGGUCGAGCAGCACGACUGACGCACCGGCGAGUGUACCUGAAGUACCGACACCGAGUAUGCGUGGAAACCUUCGCCAUUCGAUCGCUGGCCCGAUCAACGCCCAUCUUCAGCGUCCACGACUGAGUAGCGUGGCACGAGAUGGAUCAACGCCGUCGAUACAGUCCGUCGCGAGUAGCAAUGGGUCUACAGGGUCUCCGCGAAUCGAUUCGUCCAUUGUCGACAGUACUGUCAUCCCGAACCUGAAUCUUGAUGAUGAAAAGCCAAUUGUUGCGGGCAAUGGUGUCGCCGUAGGGAUACACUUGGCGGAACCAGUUCUGUUCCUUCAAGGCUUCGAGAAUUCGGACAAUCAGCCCGGCAACACCGCCAUGCUAAGGGGUGGCCUACAUCUACGAGUUUCGAAAGGUGCAAAAAUCAAAGGAAUCACGCUCAAAUUCAAAGGCACGGCAGUCACCAAAUGGCCUGAAGGGAUUCCACCCCGCAAAGUUGAAUUCGAAGAACGUGACACGAUCAUGUCACACACCUGGCCAUUUUUCAACGCCCAAUUCGAGAGCGCCGAGAGGGGCACGAACGCUGACCAUGUGCAGCUUUUCAAGGACGGCGUCUCCUCGACAGUAACACGACUGGAUCCCCUGGGUCGAUCAUCAGAAACGAAUUCGUCCGUCAAUCUGAAUUCCCGAGAGGCCAAGAAAUUGGCUCUGUCGGUCAAUCAGUCUCGAAGUUUUGGCAAAGGCGAGUCCACAGGCGGGCCGUCGGUGGCUGCCAAGGGCUACCGAACCUUCCUUCCAGGUGAUUACGUUUACAACUUCGAAAUGCCCAUCGACAGUCGAUUACCAGAGACCAUCGACGUGGAAUUAGGCUCCGUGAAAUACGAACUAGAGGCCGUGAUCGAGCGAUCCGGAGCAUUCCGAUCAAACUUGGUGGGCACGAAGGAAGUCACGAUUAUCCGAGCGCCAGCAGAAGGUUCUUUGGAAUGUGUGGAACCCAUUGCAAUCAGUCGCAACUGGGAAGACCAGCUGCACUACGACAUCGUGAUUUCGGGAAAGAGUUUUCCACUGGGCACGCAAGUACCGAUAGCGUUCAAAUUGACACCAUUGGCGAAAGUGCAGUGCCAUCGCAUCAAAGUGUUGGUCACGGAGAAUAUCGAGUACUUCUGCUCGAACAAGCGCGUACAUCGCAUGGAACCCACUCGCAAGGUACAGCUGUUCGAGAAACGUGCGGACGGUGCACCGACCAGCACGUUUCCUGGCAGCACAAUGCGUGUCACAUCGGGUGGUGGCAUUCCGCACAACCAGCGAGCUGCAGCUGCACGAGGCGAGCACGUUAUACCAAGCGAUACCACGAACCUGCUGGGCAACCUGGAUGGAGGCGAUGCACACAUUGGACCCACUGAAAUGGAGUUCAAUGUGCAAUUGCCAAGUUGCCAUACCAUGAAAGAACGCGAUCGGACGCAGCGCCUACAUUUUGACACCACAUACCAAAAUAUACAGGUGCAUCACUGGAUCAAGAUUGUGAUGCGUUUGUCCAAACCGGACGUGAACGACCCGACUAAGCGUAGACACUUUGAAAUCUCCAUCGAUUCACCCUUCCACAUAUUAUCUUGCCGCGCGACGCAGCAAAAUAUCUCACUGCCCGCCUACACAUCACCCGAGUCAGGCCCGACGAGUACGACUUUGACAGAAUGUGGCUGCCCUGGCGCUGCUCUUCGACGCAAUUCACCAUCGAAUCUGGUACCAGCACUGCAAAGAUUCAAUGGCCAACAGCAAGCCCGUCAAGAUUCCAGUCUCCCAAUGUCCCCGGGCUUGACCAGACCGCCAACUGUGCACGCACGAGAUGCUCACAUUGGUCGUCCGCAGUCCAUUGAUCGACCUAUCCACCUGCUACGAGCGCCUUCUUUCAACCCACCUCCGUUUUCAGAUGAAGAACCACCCCCACCACUUAUCACGCCUCCGCCGCAGUAUGAUAGCAUUGCAAGCCCGACAUCUGGGCUGGCGGAUUAUUUCGCGCGGCUGAGUGAUGCUUAUGAGGACGACAGCAGUGGAGACGAGUCUCGACCAGGACGUGUCAACGUGCCUCUUACCCCCGGAGGGCGCAUCAACCGAUCCGUGGAUCUGGGUAGAGGGUGGGCACCCUUGGCGACACAAAUGCCCUUGGCAUUACCGCGACGGGAGGUGUAGGCAUCGUUACGAUCUAUUUCUGGAAUCAUGUCGAUGAUAAUUUUUCGACAAUUUGCAGCGUUCAAGCAAGUGUUCGGGCAAUUAGUGCAGCUGGCGUAAUUUGUGGGCAACUUGUGAAGUUAUAGAGGUGGAAAAAAUCGGGGACCGCAAUAUGUGAUGCGUGUAGCGAAAAUGCAGAGGCUCUAAAGGGCCAUGGUUACCUCGCCAAUUUCUGGCGCGGCUAGCGAAAUAUUCUACGGAUCCAUAUGUUGUUGCACCAUCGUGACAACUUUGUGAGCUCAAUGAUGCACAGGCCUGCUUCCGCGGGUCCUCCUCAGCCGCGAGAACACGGCCGUACUGCGUCAAGAGUAUGUGACUCGACAGGACGGUGAUUGCGCAAAUAUUCUAUGCAGUAGUGAGUACUCGAUGCCGAUGUACUAGACCUGACCACCGUCGACGAAAGUCGUGCUAGCG
This is a messenger RNA of Cercospora beticola, 3462 nucleotides long. RefSeq names its product arrestin family protein. Lineage: Eukaryota; Fungi; Ascomycota; Dothideomycetes; Mycosphaerellales; Mycosphaerellaceae. Gene Ontology annotation, biological process: ubiquitin-dependent endocytosis. The record is from RefSeq and is a predicted model, not a curated record. Gene Ontology annotation, molecular function: protein-macromolecule adaptor activity; ubiquitin protein ligase binding. Gene Ontology annotation, cellular component: cytoplasm; cytosol.